Molecule: messenger RNA, 1984 nt
Organism: Lotus japonicus
Lineage: Eukaryota; Viridiplantae; Streptophyta; Magnoliopsida; Fabales; Fabaceae
Exons: 12
Coding region: 164-1651 (495 amino acids)
Cellular component (GO): nucleus
Molecular function (GO): promoter-specific chromatin binding; protein binding
Source: RefSeq, a predicted model, not a curated record
UAUUGGAUGCAAGAAAAAUUAUUUUCCACGAUUUCUGCACCGAUCACCGGUUCCGCAUAGGCCAUAUAAAUUCAAGCUCUCAUUCCAUCAUUCGAACCGUCGCCAAGUUCGCCGGAGAAUCGGGCUCGGCCACCGCUCUCCGAUGAACGCUUCGUAGCACACGAUGGCGGAGCAAACGAGUGCCGCCGUGAACGACGGCGAACCAGAAUCGCGACAGAAGGAACACCGCACCAACAACGACAACAAGGAGAAGAGUUCAGAUCCAGAGCUAUUUUGCUGUUUGCUGCAGCCCGCAACCGCCGACGGCGAUCCCGAAUACAUCGGAAUUCGGCGCCUCCUCCUUCACCGCAAGGCCGAGGCCGGCGUUCUUCGCCGUAAAGAUUGGAGAUGCAAUGGAAAAACUUACGUGGCGUACCGGAAUUACAUAUGUAAGCCUAGGAACUGGGAAACUUUACGUGCCUCGAGCCUUCAAACUACUCCAGGAAACAGUGGCCGAUGGAUUUCAUCUUCAAGUCCACUCUCCCGUUGGUCUGAGGUGGACAGCUGGAGUUCUGGGCGGGAUGUGCUAAGUGCAAAUCCAGUAUCUAAUCAUAGAUCAAGUUUUGGCUCAAAUGCAAGUGACUCUGAUCGUCCGCGGCGUCAUGGGGUUGAGCCUGCCUAUUCUUUUGUAGGAAUGCAUUGCAUCUUUGAUCAAUGCAGAGCCUCUGUUACGGUGUUAAAGUUUGGGCACAUGAGUUCUGAUCUACUUGCUUAUGGGGCAUCAGAUGGAACCUUGACCGUGUGCAGUGUUUCUGACGCACCUUCAGUCAUCAAACAGUUAAACGGUCAUUCCAAAGAUGUCACAGAUUUUGAUUUUUCAUCAAACAAUCAGUACAUUGCAUCGUCUUCAUUGGAUAAAACUGUGAGAGUAUGGGAGAUAUACAAAGGCAUUUGCAUACGGGUGAUAUAUGGAGUUUCUUCACAAUUAUGUAUCCGUUUUCACCCUGUAAAUAACAACUUCCUUUCAGUUGGCAAUGCAAAUAAAGAAAUCAAUGUGUUUAAUUUUAGCACUGGAAGGGUAAUUAAUAAGUCAGUAUUUGACAGUGAAGUUACCUCUAUGGAUCACGAUCAUACGGGUCAUCUCAUAUUUUGUGGAGAUGCACAGGGAUGUAUAUACUCAGUAAAUAUGAACUCUCACACCGGUGGGUUGUCCCGCUCUCAUCGAUAUCGAAGUAGCAGCAAACACAAAUCUCCGGUCACAACAGUGCAGUAUCGGAGUUUCUCUCUGCUAGCUCGAGGACCUGUGUUGUUGACAUGUACCCAGGAUGGAAAUCUGUCUUUCUUCAGUGUGGCUUUGGAGAUUAAGGGUUAUUUAACACUUCGGUGCUCUCUCAAAUUAACUCCACGGAUACACAAAAUUCAAGCUUCUUUCUGUCCUCUUCUUUCCCUUGAAAAAGGUGAAUUCAUAGUUUCUGGAAGUGAGGACUCAAAUGUUUAUUUCUAUGAUUUAACAAAGCCAAAGCAUACAUGUGUGAACAAGCUACAGGGUCAUCGGUUUCCUGUUAUGGGUAUUGCUUGGAACCAUGGAGAAAAUUUGCUGGCGUCAUCUGAUUUUUAUGGCGUAGUAAUUGUUUGGAAGAGAGAAAAAGCAAAUCAAAACAAGAAUACAUAGCAUUAGAGAUUCAAAGCAUAUAGCUGAGGGCAUGGGAAGAUAGCUUUCCUUUUUCUUUUACCAUUCUCCUCUUGUAGCCUUCCUUUGUGCUAUUAAUUUUUUAUAUAAUCUUUGUAUCCAUAAAGAUAACCAAUUAAUCAUCCAUAGCCUCAAAGGAAACUGAAGAAAUUAUAUUCUGUAAGUGUAUUCCUGUAUUUUAUGAGCAAGAAAAUGUAUUCUUAGUGAGUCCUGAUUAGGGUUUUGUUACGAAUUCAGAGGAUUAUAUUUUAUUCUGACAUGGCUCACAUUGUAAUUUUGUACAAUCAAAUAAUAAGAUGUUUGUCUUGAACAAAA